Messenger RNA from Humulus lupulus (European hop), 1863 nucleotides. RefSeq names its product zinc finger protein CONSTANS-LIKE 16-like. Bases 183 to 1661 code for a protein of 492 amino acids. Gene Ontology annotation, biological process: regulation of DNA-templated transcription. Gene Ontology annotation, cellular component: nucleus. The transcript is spliced from 2 exons. The record is from RefSeq and is a predicted model, not a curated record. Lineage: Eukaryota; Viridiplantae; Streptophyta; Magnoliopsida; Rosales; Cannabaceae. Gene Ontology annotation, molecular function: protein binding; zinc ion binding.
AGUGCUCACUUGUGGGUCAUCUUCCCAAAUUGAGGUCCCUAUAUAAAAAAAAAUGAAAUAAUUUAAAGUAACAAUACACUUUUCAAAUGUGAGACUAUAUUUUCAUCAACUGGGUUUUCAGAAAUUUUAAUUAUUGUUUUUUCUUUUUGGGUGGUUAAGAGAUAUUUUUUUGUUUUUCAGAAAUGAGUACUACUACUACUUCGAUUUAUAAUAACAAGAAGUCGUCAAACGGCGUCGUCGGAGGAAAAACAGCCAGAGCCUGCGACAGCUGCGUGAAAAAGCGGGCGCGUUGGUACUGCGCCGCAGAUGACGCGUUCCUCUGCCAGUCUUGCGACCACUCCGUACACUCGGCCAACUCCUUGGCCCGGAGGCACGAGAGGGUACGACUCAAAACGUCGUCGUCUCGAUCCCCGCCGCCGCCGCUUAAAUUAGCCGCGGCUUCGGACGAAUUGCCGUCGUGGCACCGAGGGUUCACAAGGAAAGCCCGUACGCCGAGGAACGGGAGUCACGCUUCUUCGAUUCGGGGCCUCAAGCUAAGCAACAAACCCAACGGGAGCAGCAGUGGAAGUUCCGGUACGGUACCGAACCCGUUUUCUCUGGUGCCUGAAUAUUGCAAUGGGGACGAGACUUCGAACGAUGAAAAUGAGGAGCAGCUUCUUUAUCGUGUUCCCAUAUACGACCCUUUCGUGGCCGGUCAGCUCUGUAAUUCGCCUGCCGAAGUAUCAAAAUCAACGUCGUUUGGAGCUAACAAUGAUAUCAACGGUACCAGUCCAGAUGAGGAGGAGAAUAAUAAUAAUAAUAAUCUACAAGGGCUUCUCUUUCCGGCUCAAGAGAUGGAUGAUCUGGCGGAGUUCGCUGCGGAUGUGGAGAGUUUAUUGGGCCAUGGGCUUGAAAAUGAUGCGUGUUUUGGGAUGGAAGGAUUAGGCUUUGUCGAUUCCAAAGACGAGAGGGAAACGACGACGACGGAUCCUGAGUGCGCUUCAGGUGAAGGAAGAGCUGUAAAGGUUGAAGAAGACGAAGACGAAGCCAUGGGAGGUAGUUUCGAAGAUAUGAUGAGGGAGCCAUUUCAGCUGAACUUGGAUGACUACGACGAGUCUCCUGCGCCGUCGUAUGGCGAGGAGGAUGCGAAGGUCGGACUGGGAAUGACGGUGGCGGUGGAAACAAAAGGCGACAAUGGAAAUGAUGCAAACGACGUCGUUAAGAAGAACAGUAGCUCGACGAUGAUGUUGAUAAAAAAGAAAAAGAAGAAGAAGCAGAUACUGCUGAGGUUGGAUUACGAAGCGGUGAGUACAGCUUGGGCGACCCAAGGUGGGUCUCCCUGGACCACCGGCGAUCGACCCGAUUUCGACCCGGAUGCCUGCUUACCCGAAUGCAUGAUGAGUUCAAGUACUGACGCAGCUCAAAUAAUUAAUCAAAGCAAUAAUUAUUUGAGCAAUGGCAGUGGAGUAGUUAUCGGGGGACUAAUAAACGCAGCCGCAGCAGCAUUGGGAGACGAAGGAAGAGAGGCCCGAGUUUCGAGGUACAGAGAGAAGAGACGAACGAGAUUGUUUUCGAAGAAAAUAAGGUACGAGGUUCGGAAACUGAACGCCGAGAAGAGACCCAGAAUGAAAGGGAGGUUCGUCAAGAGAUCUUCCUAUGUUCCUUCCACCAUAACCAAUUAGUACCACCUCUUUUCCUAAGCUUACUACUAAACAGUAGUACGUGUUCAUUAUAAUAUGUAGUUAGUUCGUUAAUUAAUUACCUCAAUUUUGUUUUUCUGUAAUAAGUUUUUUUUUUUUUUUUUAAUAUCCUACGUACGUGUACACUAUAUUAAUAUGUUCCUUUCAACUGGGCCGUUUAAUAAAAUCCCUAUGAUUAUGUAUA